AUGUGCAACGUGUUCGAUCAGUUAACGCUUGGAAUCUUUCUCAGGGUGUUCUUAAGCUUUUUCCUUGGACAAAUGAUUUUGUUCCAGCCACUCUUAAAACAUACUUCUGCUCAGGUUUGGAUAAGAAUCCAUGGAUUGUCCCAAGAAUAUUGGCGUCCCCAGAUUUUUUUUGCCAUUGCUAGUAGUGUUGGGACCCCUAUUUGCAUUGAUUUGGCCUUAAACAAAUCUUCUUUCGAAAGGCCAUUUGGGCAUUUUGUGAGGGUUUUGGUGGAUUUGGAUGUAACUAAAGAAUUCAACUACAAGAUUUUAAUGGAAAGGGUGGAUUUUACGUUCUUUGUUGACAUCGAAUAUGAAAAAGUCCCAUAUUUUUGUACUUUCUGCUCUUGCAUUGGGCAUUCAAUUACGAAUUGUAAAAGAAAAGACCAUAUACAAGGGAAGGAUAUGGAUGGAGGUACAAAACCUAAGAAACCAAAGUCGGUUCUUGUGGAUAAGAAUAAUGCUUUUGACGAGCAGCCAGUUCAGCUGGCUGCGGAAACAUCACCUCUUCUGGAGAUUGUUGAUGCUAAUAUUCCGGUUAAGAACUUAGGGACAACAAAUGUGCAAAACACUGCUGCUAGAGAGAGUGAACUUGGAAGUGAUGACAACAAUAUUGAUGUGGUCCCUCGUGGAAGACUUCAGGGUAGUAAUCGAAUUUUUGAGUGUAUUAUUGCUACUCAAGUGGAGGAAGUGGUUCCUGAAACACAAUUAGGGAAAAGUCACAAAAACAAGUCAGGGAUUUCCUUCAUAAAUCUUGGGCUAAUAUAUCUUAAUUAG
This is a messenger RNA of Vicia faba (fava bean), 813 nucleotides long. The record is from the annotation of a GenBank genome assembly. NCBI's taxonomy places the organism in Eukaryota, Viridiplantae, Streptophyta, Magnoliopsida, Fabales, Fabaceae.